This is a messenger RNA of Drosophila subobscura, 3734 nucleotides long. It is a transcript of the gene Pgant5, whose product is annotated as polypeptide N-acetylgalactosaminyltransferase 5. The coding region runs from base 780 to 2672 and encodes 630 amino acids. The transcript is spliced from 11 exons. The record is from RefSeq and is a predicted model, not a curated record. Gene Ontology annotation, cellular component: Golgi apparatus. Lineage: Eukaryota; Metazoa; Arthropoda; Insecta; Diptera; Drosophilidae.
CAAAAAAAAGAAACAAAACACAUUGCUUCACAAAUAACAAAACUUUUUGCUGCGCCGCCGAAGAAAUGUCGUGUCGGUCAUGAAUUAAUUAUUAAUAAAAAGAAAAAAAAAAUUAAAGUGCUUGUGCAGUGCAAGUAAGCAGCAUCAGCAGCAGCCACUAUCUCCUCGCAUCACCAUCCAGCAGCGACGCGCACCGGAGAUAUUUUCCAUAGUUAAAUAAUAGCCCAAGGUCUCUGGAGAGAGAGAGAGAUAGAGAGAGAGAGUGAACUGUCGAUCCACAGACUACGGCUGUUGGUCCGGGCAUGAGAGCUGGCCGAGGCGAUACUGGACCUGGAUGUCGCCUCAAUGGAUUUGCAAUCGCGAAUUGUGAGAGGAACAUAAUACUUAUAGAUGGAGUUAAGUCAUGAGAGAAGACAACAAACAGACCAACGACGACGUCAGAGAAAGAUGAGAAGUGCUCCCAUAUGUGCCAAUAAACAACAAUUUUAAACUAACAAACAAUUCACGCUUGAGGGAGCGAUAAAAGUCUGAUACAACCGAAUGAAACAUCAAACAACAAUCGCAACAGAUAAAACAUUUUUAUAAAAACAUAAGGCAACAUUUAUCAACAUAUCGACUUACAGGGGUACUAGAAACAGCAGUUUAAAAUGUUCUGUGAGGAAUAAAAAACAAAUAGGAAAACAGACGAGACCCACAACAUCAAUAAAAUAAACCAAAAUACGGCUAAAGAUAACCGAAAGCCCAGAUAUAACAAUAGUUAACAAAAUAAAAACAUAAACAUGACCUUCUCGAGCUUCACACGAAAAAUGCGUGGACGGAUGCGCUCCAAUACCUGUCGGAUUGUGCUCUUAACCUCUUUGGUGUGGGUGAUCUUUGAUUUUGUGCUUAUUACCCGCUAUUCGGAUUGCAUUGGCAAGGAUGGAUGGCGUUGCAAACGUUCCGGCGAGUUUGAUGUGGAGCUACCCAAUGCCGAGCCGCUGGUGGACGAUAAUCAGCUGGUGGAUGACAAUGAAAUCAAUACGGAAAAAUCUUUGGAUGGUGACUCGGGCAGUGCCGUGAUUAUGGGUCAAGGCUUUGCAUCCGGUGGCAUUUCCAUGACAUAUCCCAGUGUAUCACUGAAGAAAUGGUUCCUAGCGCCCACCGUUGAGGAGACCAAGGGCAAGCCCGGUGAGAUGGGCAAGCCCGUGAAGAUACCCGCUGAUAUGAAGGAUCUCAUGAAGGAGAAGUUCAAGGAGAAUCAAUUCAAUCUGUUGGCCAGUGACAUGAUCUCGCUGAAUCGCUCUCUAACCGAUGUCCGGCACGAGGGGUGUCGUCGCAAGCACUAUGCCUCAAAGCUGCCCACCACAUCAAUUGUGAUAGUAUUCCAUAAUGAAGCCUGGACGACGCUUUUACGCACAGUCUGGAGCGUCAUCAAUCGUUCUCCGAGGGCACUGCUCAAGGAAAUCAUUCUGGUGGAUGAUGCCAGUGAAAGGGAUUUCCUGGGUAAACAGCUGGAGGACUAUGUGGCAAAGCUGCCGGUGCGAACCUUUGUGCUGCGCACAGAGAAACGUUCGGGUCUGAUACGUGCACGACUGCUGGGCGCGGAGCAUGUAAGCGGUGAGGUUAUCACCUUCCUGGAUGCCCAUUGUGAGUGCACAGAGGGUUGGCUGGAGCCGCUGCUCGCUCGCAUUGUACAGAAUCGGCGAACGGUUGUGUGCCCCAUCAUUGAUGUCAUCUCGGAUGAGACAUUCGAGUAUAUCACAGCAUCGGACUCUACGUGGGGUGGCUUCAACUGGAAGUUGAACUUUAGAUGGUAUCGAGUGCCCUCCCGUGAGAUGGCCCGCCGUAAUAACGAUAGAACUGCUCCGUUGCGUACCCCUACGAUGGCUGGUGGUCUGUUCUCCAUCGAUAAGGAUUACUUCUAUGAGAUUGGAUCCUAUGACGAGGGCAUGGACAUUUGGGGCGGCGAGAAUCUGGAAAUGUCGUUCCGUGUUUGGAUGUGUGGCGGUGUCCUCGAGAUUGCGCCCUGCUCCCGUGUGGGUCAUGUCUUUCGCAAGUCAACGCCGUACACAUUCCCAGGCGGCACAACGGAGAUUGUGAAUCACAAUAAUGCGCGUCUGGUUGAGGUUUGGCUGGACGACUGGAAAGAGUUCUACUACAGUUUUUAUCCAGGUGCUCGCAAAGCUUCGGCGGGCGAUGUUAGCGAUCGUAAGGAUCUGCGUGAUCGCCUCAAGUGCAAAAGUUUCCGCUGGUAUUUGGAGAAUGUAUAUCCAGAGAGUUUAAUGCCUCUAGAUUAUUACUAUCUGGGAGAGAUACGCAAUGCGGAAACCGAAACCUGUCUGGAUACCAUGGGCAGGAAGUAUAAUGAAAAGGUUGGCAUUAGCUAUUGCCAUGGCUUGGGUGGCAAUCAGGUGUUUGCCUACACCAAGCGACAGCAGAUCAUGUCCGAUGAUCUGUGCCUCGAUGCGGCCAGCUCCAAUGGUCCUGUGAAUAUGGUGCGUUGCCACAAUAUGGGUGGCAAUCAGGAGUGGGUCUACGAUGCGGAGGAAAAAUGGAUACGUCACACGAAUACGGGUCAGUGCUUACAGCGUGCCACCAGAGAUGAUGCCAAUACGCCGCUGUUGCGGCCCUGCAGCUACGGCAAGGGUCAGCAGUGGCUCAUGGAGUCCAAGUUCAAGUGGCAGGCACACUAGCAACCCUCGCAUCAUCCAACCGAUAACUAACUAACAACAAAAACUAAACUAAACGGAUCCUAAUAACUAUACUGAGAACUUCCAAUUUGUGUUGAUUUUUGCUGGCUUUUGUUUAUUGACAUUUAUGUAGCCUUAAGUUUUUUUUCUGAUCUAAGUUUUUCUCUCUAACUCUGUCUCUCUCUCUCUCUAUGUGUGAGUGAAUGUGUUUGUCCUUUGUGGCAGGAUGUCUUCCCAAGUGUAUGGAGUGUAUGUGCGACAGUCAGUAUCUGUGUGUGUAGGCAGGCAGUACUACGAUUUAUAUAGAUCUAUAUAUAUAUGAUAUAUAUUGUAAUUGUAAAUUUAAAUUAGCUUCGACCAAGUACCAAUAAAUUGGCAUUUAAAUGACAUUUUGUGCUUCACAGAAUAUGAUUUAAAGCAAAUGCAAGGCCAAGAGCAAUUGCCACAAGUGUGUCAUAGCAGAAACAUAAUAAACAUAAAUUAAUAAUUAAUAAUACACUAAAACAGCAGCACUUCCCCCGCCCAAAACAUUCCUAGAUAGAAUAAACAUAUAUGAGAGGGACACAAUUGUUUUCAUGCUGUGUUCCUUCCCUGUCCCUGUCCCUGUCCCUAUCCUACUUUUAGGCUAUAUUAAAUAUCAAAAGAAACCUCUGUUUGCUUUGUACCAAAACGAUGCGCCCUUCAUAUCAUACAAGAAAAUGCUUCUAAAUCCCCCAUAAUCAUUAUACAAGAAAUGGAAAAAAAGGAAAAUCUCUAAAAAAAAUUGCACGCAUAUCAUAAAUACAGUGUAAAAAAAAAUUAUUUAUAAAUGACAUAAUUCAGAUGAGAAGUAAACCACAAGAAAAGGAAAAAAAUUGUAUAUAAAAUGAAAGUAGCUAUUAAAAAUAUACAUUUAAAUAAAAUAUUUAUAUGGCAUGUAUGUAAAUGCGUAUAUGCGAAGCAAGCAAAAAACCUGUACUAUAAAUUGCAUUUAGUUCUAAGUUCGACUCUAGGUUCUAAAUUAAAUUUAGAUUUAGUCCAAAGUUUGGCAACCAUCAUACACAAAGUAGCUCUCAAUUAAACAAA